AUUUCUUCGGUUUGCCGCAGGAUUUGGAGACUGCAAGUACAAAAUGAAUGUUCUGUUGCUUUCCUGGAUCGGAAUUCUCUCGCUCUGCUUGAGUGGCAGUCUGAAAGGAGCUACUGCUAUCAAAUGUUACCAGUGCUCAUCGGCAGAAGAUGCCAAGGGUGAGGACUCUUGUGGAGUGUACGAAGGCUUUGACGAAUCCAAGAAUGAUCCUGUUGAAUGUACCAGCGAUGAAUCGGUUACUCCCGGAACGUUUUGUGUGAAAAUUACGAAACAGAGUCCGCGUGGGUUCAUAUGGGAUGGUCGUUGGCGUCAAGUUAUUCGUCGUUGUGGAUCAGUGUCCGAAGUUGGUGUGACUGGUGUUUGCAACUGGGGUCUAGAUGAAAAUUCAGUUUAUUGGGAAGAGUGCUAUUGCAGUGAAGAUGCGUGUGUGAAAUUUUACUACCAUCGCUCGAUGGCCGUCUUCAGUUCUUUGAGGUCUUCUUCGAAAGUGCUGAACAGCGCCAUUGUAAAGAAGUUUCUUCAGUCACCCCAGUGCUCAAAAGAUGUUCGUCGGAACAGUGGCCAUCUUAUGAUAACUGCAUCACGUUGGCAAUGGACGAAGUCGAAAGAUCUAAUGCAUUUUUACCUUUUCGUCGGUCUGAUCCCUGUGACAAUCGCCAUAACGGCGCUCAACGUCUUCGUCGGCCCUGCGACACUUUCGGAAAUCCCGGAAGAUUAUGAACCCGAGGAAUACGAAUAUUACGAAAGUCCGGUGACCAGAUUUUUGGUCAAGAACUUCGGCCGAACCUACCAGGAGGAUUAUGAGCGUACUCUUCACUUCGUCAACAGGAUCCGGGAUAGGGGCAUGCUGCGAAAAACGCAAACGGAAGUGGAAGACUUUAUGCAGCAGCGUAAUGAUUACAAAGCCUAUUAUUAUCGGCCUGUGCUUGCGAAGUUCUGGCGAGCCACUCGAGAAGAUGCAGAAUUUGUUCAUUUCGUCCGUGGAGAGCAGUGAGUUUGGUGCAAUAUUCUUGUUGGACGGCGUCGUCGAAGGUUUACCGUAGUUCCACGGUGAAGUGUCUUUCGCUGUGUUCCCUGUCCCAUGUGCUUCUGGUACCUUGCUGGAGGAUAGUAAAGUGUAACUCAUGUAUUUGUA
Molecule: messenger RNA, 1135 nt
Organism: Notodromas monacha
Lineage: Eukaryota; Metazoa; Arthropoda; Ostracoda; Podocopida; Cyprididae
Source: the annotation of a GenBank genome assembly